AAUUUAAAGCCCACUAGAAAUCGAGACAAGCUUAGGAAUACGGAAGAACCGGGACGAAGCUGCUUCCUAUAGGGACAACUAGCAAAUGUGGUAUAUGUUCUCCUAUGAGUCACAAUGGACAAGAUUUUGGAAGGCCUGGUAACCUCUUCUCAUCCAUUAAAUCUGAAAAAAGUGAUUGUUAAAAAAGUUGUGGAGUCUGCAGAAAACUCUGUAAAUGAAGAGCAAUGCAAAGCAAUGUUCAAUCUUACUACACGCUUGAUUUUGGAAGGAGAUGAUCUUUUCCAGAAGCAAGUUGGACACCAGGUUUUGGAAGCCUAUGCCAGAUAUCAUCGCUCUGAGUUUGAGAAUUUCUUUAACAGGAACUUUGUCCUGAGCCUCCUUCAGGAGGGCUAUAGAUCAUUAGAACGUAAAGAUAUAGCUAUUAUUGACUAUAUACAUAAUGGUCUCAAGUUGAUCAUGAGCUGUCCUUCUGUCUUAGAAAUAUUUGCUGUGUUACAAGUGGAGGUUUUGAGAAUUGUAUGUGAAAGACCAGAACCUUUAUUAUGUGCUAGGUUAAGCGAGCUGUUGAGUGACUUUGUACAAUGUAUUCCAAAGGGUAAAUUGUCCAUCGCAUUCUGCCAGCAACUUGUUAGGACUAUAGGACAUUUCCAUUCGGUUUCUACACUGGAGAAAGAGCUGCGAGAAUAUGUUUCUCAAGUUACCAAAGUUAGUAGUUUAUUGCAGAACAUCUGGAAGGUUGAGCCAUGUACUCUAUUACCAUCUCUUCAAGAAGUAUUUGCAAUUAUUUCUUCUACAGAUGCUUCAUUUGAACCUUCUGUUGCUCUAGCAAGCCUUGUGCAACACAUUCCUUUACAGAUGAUCACUGUUCUCAUCAGAAGUUUGACCACUGAUCCCAAUGUGAAGGAUGCAAGCAUGACACAGGCACUAUGCAGGAUGAUUGACUGGCUAUCUUGGCCUCUAGCUCAUCAUGUGGAGACAUGGGUGAUUGCUCUUCUAAAAGGACUGGCUGCAGUCCAGAAAUUCACCAUUCUUAUUGAUGUCACUUUACUAAAAGUCGAACUGGUGUUCAAUCGACUUUGGUUUCCUGUGGUUAGACCUGGUGCUCUUGCUGUCCUCUCACACAUGUUGCUUAGUUUUCAACACUCCCCCGAAGCUUUCCAUGUGAUAGUUCCCCAUGUUGGCAACCUUGUCCAGUCUGUUAGGAAAGAUGGCCUCCCUUCCAGUACAACUUUCCUAGUCCAGUUUACAGAACUCAUGCACUGUAUGAUUUAUCAUUACUCUGGUUUUCCAGACUUGUACGAGCCUAUCUUGGAAGCACUCAAGGACCUGCCUAAACCUUGUGAAGAGAAAAUAAAACUUUUACUUAACCAAAGUGCCUGGACAUCUCAAUCCAAUGCUUUGGCGUCCUGUUUACCCAGAUUGUCAGGGAAAUCCGAAACUGGAAAAACUGGCUUGAUUAACCUGGGAAACACAUGUUAUAUGAAUAGUGUUUUACAGGCAUUGUUCAUGGCAACAGAUUUUAGAAGACGUGUGUUAUCUCUGAAUUUGAAUGGAUGCAACUCCUUGAUGAAGAAACUGCAGCACCUUUUUGCUUUUUUGGCUCACACUCAGCGUGAAGCUUAUGCCCCUCAAAUAUUUUUUGACGCUUCUAGACCACCUUGGUUCACACCUCGAUCUCAACAAGACUGUUCUGAAUACCUCAGGUUUCUACUAGACCGAUUGCAUGAAGAAGAGAAAACCAUUAAAGCUCUGACAUCCAAAAUUCCUUCUGACUCUAUGGUUACUGAUAGUAUUCUUGAGGACCCAUCAUGUUUGGAUACUGAAGGUCUUGCCAGCUCUUGUUGUAACUCACACAUCAUAAGGUGUGGACGAGAAGAAAAAACAUUAAUAGAAAAUAUGUUUGGGGGGAAGCUUCAGACAAAUAUUUAUUGUCUAAACUGCAAAAGCACUUCACAAAAGACUGAAGUCUUCUCAGAUCUGUCUUUAGCUUUUUGUCCUUUGUUGGCAGACACACCUUCACUGACGUUGGCUUGUUUUCCCAAGGAAAAAGAUGAUGAUUGUAUAGAAAUUGAUGUUGCCCCAUGUGCAGAAUUGUCUUCUGUAGAAAAUAAAAUCUAUGGGCCAUUAGAACAGGACACUGACAUCAAAGUAGAACCUAACCUUAAUAGCAGUGUGGAUGCUUCUUCGUGUGCCAGUAUACAUGACUCUGCCUCAUCCCCACAGAAAAUUGGAAAAGAAAAAACACUUUCUGUUACAGACCUUCUUAACUAUUUCCUAGCACCUGAGAUCCUUGAUGGCGAUAAUCAGUAUCAUUGUGAAAAAUGUGCUUCCCUCCAGAAUGCGGAGAAGACUAUGCAAAUUGUGGAAGAGCCAGAAUACCUCAUCCUAACCUUACUAAGGUUUUCAUAUGAUCCAAAGUGUCAUGUGAGGCGUAAGAUAUUGGAUAACGUGUCCAUUCCGCUGGUUUUGGAGUUGCCAGUAGAAAGAACUACCUCCCUGGCUUCAUCAGCAGAUUGGACUCUGGAUGCUGAUAUUUCUGAUGCUGUUGAGAAUCUAGCUAAAAAACCGAAACCCUCAGAAACAGAAGAGCUUUGUUGCACCCAACUUGUACCUUAUGUUUUAAGUUCUGUUGUGGUACAUUCUGGCACAUCAUCUGAAAGUGGCCAUUAUUAUUCCUAUGCCAGAAAUGUUACAAGCACUUCACAAGGUCUCCAGCCUGAAAAUUUGUCCAAAAUUGAGUUAGCUGGAAGUGAAAUCUCCAGUUCUCUUGUUGGAAAUGAGCCCCGAUUCAGUGAUGUGCCAAAAGAAUGGUUUCUGUUUAAUGAUAGCAGAGUGACCUUUACUUCCUUUCAGUCUGUAUUAAACAUAACCAGUCGGUUUCCAAAGGACACUGCCUAUGUACUAAUUUACAAAAAGCAAACCUGUGGUGAUGUAGAUGGAGUCCAGCCUACUACAGCGAGUGGAGUUUGGCUAAAUGGGGAUCCUCCACUCCAGAAGGAACUCAUGGAUGCCAUUACAAAAGAUAACAAACUUUAUUUACAGGAACAAGAACUCAAUGCCCGUGCAAGAGCACUGCAAACCGCUUCUGCUUCAUGUUCGUUUCGACCAAAUGGGUUUGAUGACAAUGAUCCUCCAGGAAGCUGUGGUCCUAGUGGAGGAGGUGGAGGUGGAGGAUUUAGCACCAUUGGCAGACUUGUCUUUUAAGAGAGAUGUUCUUUUUUUUUUUUUUAAUUUUAAAACAAAAAAGUAAACUGCACUGAUAUAACAACACUGGCCAAUUUUAACUGUGUAGUAUCAGACUGUGACUUAUUACAUUAUAAAACAAAACAAAUUUUUCUACAACAGAACAAAGUUUCAUAAUGUACAUCUUGAGUGGAUAUCAAAUAUUUUCUUUAAACAUCUCCCAUGCCUGAAUUAAAUCUGGGAAGGAUUGUUUUAAACGCAUAUCAUAUUACACGGAGUAUACUAGUAGUGAAUAUACUAAUGUGUACAACUCAUAAAUAUAUAUCUAUAAAUAUAUUUUUGAGCUUAUCUGAGAUAUAUAUUUAAUAUAUUAUGAACUGUUUAGUAUUUGGAAGCAAUGAGGAGUUUCAUUUAAAAUUUCUUGGAAGAACAGCGCUUUAUGGUGCAUUCAAUACCGAAAGCAAUAA
This is a messenger RNA of Pelobates fuscus (common spadefoot toad), 3650 nucleotides long. It is a transcript of the gene USP38, whose product is annotated as ubiquitin specific peptidase 38. Gene Ontology annotation, cellular component: cytosol; nucleus. Gene Ontology annotation, molecular function: cysteine-type deubiquitinase activity. The coding region runs from base 115 to 3204 and encodes 1029 amino acids. The transcript is spliced from 11 exons. Gene Ontology annotation, biological process: ubiquitin-dependent protein catabolic process; protein deubiquitination. The record is from RefSeq and is a predicted model, not a curated record. Lineage: Eukaryota; Metazoa; Chordata; Amphibia; Anura; Pelobatidae.